GUGAGCCCAUCUCAUGGCUGGAAAUAUUCUACCAAAAAUUUCCAAUAAAUCAGAUCGGUUAAACAGUUAAUGGAACCAUUUUCUCGUUUGGUUUUUGGUGAAUGUAUCAGCAGAAAGCAUGAUGGAGUCAGGCGCGAAGGAGGAACAGAGCGUGGUCGGAUACAACAACAACAACGUGAAGAAAGCCAAGUUGCAUUCAACACUCGCCGCUCUCCUCGACGACCCAAUCCUCGCCGAUGUCCCUAAGAAACCCACUUUAUCCGAUGUCGAUACCCUCAUCAGCCUUGAACUGGGGAGUGCCAUGCGCAUCUCCAUCCUCAAAUUAGAUGGAACCUCCUUCGAUAUUGCGGUGAUGAAUUCGGCCACGGUGAAAGACUUGAAGCUCGCAAUCAAGAAGAAAGUGAUCGAGUUCGAGCAGUCCAAGAUGGGUCAUCGCCACAUUUCAUGGAGGCACGUAUGGGCCAAUUUCUGCCUAGCACACCACAAUGAGAAGCUGCUUGAUGAGGGAGCUGCUCUUCAGGAUUUUGGUGUUCGAAAUAACUCUCAGGUACAGUUUGUGCCUUAUGUUGUGUCAAAGGGUUCUGGGAGCCAUUCCAAGAGGAGAAAACACCGUUUCUUCCAUGGCCUGAACAAGCGUUCAUGAAUACAUAUUCAAUCAUGUUACUGAUCUCAUGGCUCAAUGGUGAUCUUUCCCUACACAUACACAAACAUGCGAAAGUUCUUGUUAUCUAAUCUAAGUCAUUCUAGAAAUUCAUAAGUAUUACAUUUUGGGCUGAUUUGCUGAAAUAUUUAGGUGAUUUGUUGAUAAAUUUUUGCUUGAAGACACAUGUAGUAGUACCAUAUAUGAUGUAAAACUAAAGGAAUAAUACAUGAUGCUUGACAGGGACUUGAUUCUGAAAUUUCAUUUCUUAAUAGAUGUUCCUUUGAUUGCAAC
Messenger RNA from Theobroma cacao (cacao), 934 nucleotides. Its product is annotated as Ubiquitin-like superfamily protein. The record is from RefSeq and is a predicted model, not a curated record. NCBI's taxonomy places the organism in Eukaryota, Viridiplantae, Streptophyta, Magnoliopsida, Malvales, Malvaceae. Gene Ontology annotation, biological process: mRNA splicing, via spliceosome.